Juglans regia (Persian walnut) is the source of this 1500-nucleotide messenger RNA. RefSeq names its product protein FAR1-RELATED SEQUENCE 5-like. The record is from RefSeq and is a predicted model, not a curated record. Lineage: Eukaryota; Viridiplantae; Streptophyta; Magnoliopsida; Fagales; Juglandaceae. The transcript has 4 exons. The coding region runs from base 1 to 1500 and encodes 499 amino acids.
AUGGACCAGUGCCUACAUGGUCACCAGCUUUUCUGCCAUAUCCAGAUGGCAGCCAAUAUCCCAGUAACAUUCAGAAUGUUGGUUACCCAUUUCAAUAUGGGUUUGGGCCUCCGACUCCUCACAUCGCUACAAGCUCCACAACGAGCGCAAGGGGUUGUUCAGAUAAUAGACCCGAUUGUAGGGAAACUGAAGUGCCAUGUACAAACUCAAUGGUUGAUGAAGAAAGUCAAGAGGAUAGACCCGAAUCACGGGAAACCGACGGUUGCACUACUGGAUUAUGCUAAGAAAAGCGGGUUUGGGGUGAUGACACAAAAGAGUGAGAGGGGAGAUGAUCAAAGUAUCAGAUAUGUCACUCUUGGUUGUGCCCGUGGAGGGAAGGCCCGGGUUAAGAGUUUCAACGUCGCAGCACCACGCCCGACGGGAAAGACGGAUUGUAAGGCAAGGAUUAAUGCCUUAAAGGUUGAUGGAAAGAUGCGGUUGACAACAGUCCAUAAUACACAUAAUCACGGCCUCAGUCCAAAGAAAUCUCGCUUCUUUCGUUGUAACAGAGAAGUGAGUGAGACUGUAAAAAGAGUCCUAGAUACAAACGACUUGGCUGGGAUCCGGAUGAAUAAGAGUUUCGGAUCUCUUGUCGUUGGUGUAGGUGGCUUCGAGAACCUCCCGUUUUUGGAAAAGGAUUGUCGCAAUUAUAUAGACAAGGCACGUCAUCUACGACUUGGUGCAGGUGGUGCUGGAGCACUUCGAGAUUAUUUUUUGAGGAUGCAGUACAAGGAUAAUGGUUUUUUUACAUCGAUGGACUUAAGUGAUGAUGGGAGGCUAAAGAAAGUAUUUUGGGCAGAUCCACGCAGUAGGGCGGCCUACCAGUAUUUCGGUGAUGUCGUCACAUUCGACACCACAUAUCUCACGAAUAGAUAUGGGAUGCCAUUUGCACCAUUUGUUGGUGUCAACCACCACGGACAAUCCAUUCUUUUGGGAGCGGGGUUGAUUUCAAGUGAGGAUACAGAGACCUUUACAUGGUUAUUCCAGACCUGGUUGCAGUGUAUGGAUGGUAUACCUCCAAAAGCUAUUAUUACUGAUCAAGAUAGAGCAAUGAAAAACGCAAUUGCUAUAGUCUUUCCAGAAAGUCGGCAUAGAUUCUGUUUAUGGCAUAUACUGAAAAAAGUUCUCGAGAAGCUUGGGUCAUAUGCUGCUUACAAAAGUGGACUAAAAAGUCACCUAAUGAAAUCUGUGUACGACACUCAAACAAUUGAGGAGUUUGAGAAAUGUUGGGAUGGGUUACUUAACACAUAUGAUUUACAUGAGAAUGUCUGGUUGAAAAGUUUAUAUGAUGAGCGUCACCAUUGGGUACCAGUAUUCUUGAAAGAGCACUUCUGGGAGUUUGUCGACCAGUUUGACAGUGCGCUGAGGAAGAAAAUUGAGAAUGAAAACAAUGCAGACUUCCACACAUUUAGUGUCACCAUUCCCUGUAUAUCUAGAUCUCCAAUUGAGAAGAGAUUUUAA